Chilo suppressalis (striped riceborer) is the source of this 945-nucleotide messenger RNA. Lineage: Eukaryota; Metazoa; Arthropoda; Insecta; Lepidoptera; Crambidae. The record is from the annotation of a GenBank genome assembly.
AUGGCCAACCCUGGAGUAGGGGUCGCGUUCGACCCUAAUGACAUGAGCAGUUGGUACUUCCGCGAGCUGUCGCGGGCCGAAGCGACCCGGUUGCUUCUCAACGAGUCGGAGAGUGGUGUGUUCCUAGUCCGAGACUCCAAGACGAUACAGGGUGACUACGUUUUAUGCGUCAGGGAAGACGGCCGCGUGUCCCACUACAUAAUAAACCGCGUGGUUUCCUCGGAGGGCGGUGUCCGGUACCGAAUCGGCGACCAACUGUUCGCUGACAUGGCGUCACUGCUCUCCUUCUACCGGCUACACUAUUUGGACACUACGCCGCUAGUGCGUCCGUUGCCACAGGCGAGGGCCAGAGCUGCAGCACCACCGCCCGCCCAGCCUCACCAAGUCCUGGAGUUGGAACACGCAGGGCCGCACCGGCUCCAUCCCCGUGCCCUACGUGCAGAGGGUGAGACACCAUCAUAUUAUUAUCAUGAGGGACAAUGGGGGACCGCCAGGAACACGCAGGGCCGCACCGGCUCCAUCCCCGUGCCCUACGUGCAGAGGGAACACGCAGGGCCGCACCGGCUCCAUCCCCGUGCCCUACGUGCAGAGGGUGAGACACCAUCAUAUUAUUAUCAUGAGGGACAAUGGGGGACCGCCAGGAACACGCAGGGCCGCACCGGCUCCAUCCCCGUGCCCUACGUGCAGAGGGAACACGCAGGGCCGCACCGGCUCCAUCCCCGUGCCCUACGUGCAGAGGGUGAGACACCAUCAUAUUAUUAUCAUGAGGGACAAUGGGGGACCGCCAGGAACACGCAGGGCCGCACCGGCUCCAUCCCCGUGCCCUACGUGCAGAGGGUGAUAAAGAUGAACAUGAACGGCCAAUGGGAAGGCGAGGUGAACGGUAAGCGAGGACACUUUCCAUUCACAUACGUGGAGUUUCUCGACGACGCGGCCGCGAGCUAA